GACUUCACGACUUCACAUGACAAAGGAUCUCACCUGUCGCCACUCGAGUUUGGUAGUAACAAGACACAAGACACAACACGCCUUGCAAACACUCCUUACAAUCAUACACUCUUACACCAAAAGCUUCUCAUAAUGUCGGCUUCACUUGCGCCCGAAUGCAAUGAAGUCAAGGAACGAUAUGAUUCGUGCUUCUUGAAAUGGUAUAGCGAAAAAUACCUUCGAGGGAAAGGUACCACUGAUGAGUGCGAGUCUUUAUUCAAAGACUACCGGAAGUGCUUAACAGGUGCGUUGAAAGAGCGCGGUAUUGACAAGAUGCUUGAAGAAGCACGAGAGGAUCAUAAGGAGCAUGAUGCCGUGAAUUUGCGACGGCCCUAAUGGCAUGCAAGCAUGAUAUCAGACUGUACAAACAACACAACUAGGAACCUAUGCAUGGGAAAGGCGUUCGGAUGGUCUUGCCGGUUAAGAUUGUGCUGUUAACGGGGGAAUUCAAACCAUCUCAAAUUUGUAUGAUAUUCGAAAAACAGGAACACUUUAUACUCAUAAGCAACACAGCAUGGCACGAAGGACUCUACUAGCCACCAAGGUUUAGAUGGAGACUCCCUUCAGGCGACAUGACUUAUAAGUCCAAGUUCUCUGCGCUCUUUAUUUCAUCAAUAUAUUGUAGCGUCAAUUACAUGUAUGAUAUAUCACAUUACAUAGCUCAAAUAUCCUCACCACCAUCUCCUCUCCA
Messenger RNA from Botrytis cinerea B05.10, 730 nucleotides. RefSeq lists its product as hypothetical. The transcript is spliced from 5 exons. The record is from RefSeq and is a predicted model, not a curated record. Lineage: Eukaryota; Fungi; Ascomycota; Leotiomycetes; Helotiales; Sclerotiniaceae. Bases 133 to 375 code for a protein of 80 amino acids.